CUUUUCGCCUCGCCGCGGCCGUAGCGCGAACAAUAGCAGCCGGGGCAGCCCUUUUUGCAAGCUUUUGAAAUCCCCGGGCAUCUAUCGUCGCAGAGGCAGCCUUUUCGCAAGCUUUGGCAAUUCCUUCGGCCGCCCUCCUGCCGCCUCAUGGAGCCCGAACCGUCUCUGGAGGCCGAGCCCAAGGUCGCCCCCGAGCCCGACACGAGGGCCAGAAAAGCUGCCCAGACGGCACCGGAGGAGCUCGCCAUCCUGAAAGGCGCGGCCGACGAUCCGGCGCGGAUGGUCGCCGUCGUCAUGAGCAUCAAGCGGCGACGCCAGGCACGCGUGCGCAUGGCGUUCGAAUAUAAGAAGGAGGCCGCGAAGGCCGCCGCGCCGCCGCCGAAGCCGCGGCCGCCGGCGCCGAAAGGUGAACAGGCGCUGCGGCCCUUGGAGCGGCUCCUGGACCGGCUGUCGGGCGUCGCGGCGACGGCGCGGCGCGCGAGCGAAGACCCGUUCUGCAACGUCCGCGCGCGCUGCAAGGUCGUCGCGCGGGCGGCGCUCGACGCGCGGCUUGAUGUGAGGAAGGAACUCGACACAAUCAUGACGGGCGAGCGGAGCCGCGCGUACCGGCGGCUGCGGCGGACGACGGCGCAGCUGGAGCGGCGCCUCGCGCCGCUCGAGCUCGUGGACGUCGCGGCGGCGCGGCGGCGCCGCGCGGCGCGCGACGCGCGCUGCGCCGCGUGGCUCGCCGCGCGGCUGCCGGCGCGGGCGGCGGCGCUCGAGGCGCUGGGUGCGUUGAUCGAGCAGCACCGCGUUUUGGAGCGGUCGUGGACGUUCCAGCGCGCUUUAUUUUUUGAGCAGCUCCGGCUGACGGGGGCGACGGGCGGCGGUGAAGGAAGGCACGAGCGCGAGGCGCUGUCCUUCGGCACGACGUCGUUCGCCGCCUUCUGUUCAUUACUAGCGGCGCCCUGCCUGGAGGACGCGCGUAAUAAAGGCGGCGCGUGCGUGGUAUUGGGGUCCUCGACCGGCACGCUUUGUUUUUACGCGGCGGCGCUGGGCUUCGACGUCAAAGGCGUCGACGUGAUGGAGCCGGCCGUGGCCGUCGCGCGGUCCCUCGCCAUCACUCAUUCUGAAAUCGGGGUCGACGCGGGCGCGUUUCGCGUGUUAGAUGUCAGAGACCCGGACAUCGGCCGCAUCGUGCGGGGCGCCACUUUGGUAAUCGUCGCGUCGUCGUGCUGGGGCCCCGAGCUCUGCGACGCCUACGCCGAGGUCCUCGAGGCGAGCCUCGACUCGGACGCGACGGUCGUCGACUUCAGCGCGCACCUCGACGACCGGCCCCCCUUCACGAAAGUCGGCGAGGUCCGCGUGGACGCGUCCUGGGGGAGCGCGCCGCUGCGCGUGUACCGGCGGUGGUGAGUAAGUCGUGUUUUCGUUU
Molecule: messenger RNA, 1414 nt
Organism: Pelagomonas calceolata
Lineage: Eukaryota; Pelagophyceae; Pelagomonadales; Pelagomonadaceae
Source: the annotation of a GenBank genome assembly